AUGUCAUCUACAGCAGAAAUAGUCAAUAUAAUUUCACGUUGGCUCAAUUAUGUUUUUGCUAUACCAAUAGUAAUCAUUGGCACUAUUGGAGCAUUAUUAACUAUAAUCAUCUUUAUAAAGCAUCCUUCAUUUGUGCGUAAUCCAACGAUUCACUAUCUAUUAGCUGGUGCGAUCAUGACAGCUUUGCAUCUUCCAUCUGUCUAUUUACAAGGUAUACUUGUCGAGGGUUUUGGUUUAGGUGUAUACAAUACUAAUGAUAUCAUUUGUCGAGAACAUCGUUAUUUAUUUUAUUCGACAACAGUAGCAACUAUUUCUUUUCCAUGUUGGGCUGCAUUUGAUCAAUAUGCUAGUACAUGUCGUAAAGCUUAUUUUCGUAAUCGUUGGAGUUCAAUACGAAUCGCUCGAUUUGCUAUUAUUGGUACAGUAAUCUUCUGGAGUAUUAUCUAUAUCCCAAUAAUCUUUAUUAGCAGUAGUGUUAAUGGUGUUUGUGUUUUUAUAGAUAGUCCCCUAGCAAAAAUCAAUGACUACUUUUUAACACCUAUAGCAUAUACAAUCGCUCCAAUUACUAUAAUCAUUAUAUUUACGCGUGGUAUUAUUCGAAACCUUCACUCAAAUAGAUCUUUCAAUACUCAUAAUCAUUUAAGAACACAAGUUCGUCGUAUGCUUAUUCCACAAUUAAUUAUUCUUAGCGUUUCUGGAAUACCAUUUGGUUUACUUNGGAGGGGGGUCUUAUAA
This is a messenger RNA of Rotaria sp. Silwood2, 735 nucleotides long. The record is from the annotation of a GenBank genome assembly. NCBI's taxonomy places the organism in Eukaryota, Metazoa, Rotifera, Eurotatoria, Philodinida, Philodinidae.